GCAGACGCCCAACAACUGAGCCACCCAGGCGCCCCUAAAUUUGGGUUUUUUAAAGGGUUACUCUGGCUGCGCGGUGCUGAGAACGGACCGUCUGGGGGCGCGGGUCGACAUAGGGGGCCGCUGACGAGAGGGGUCAGCGUGGAAGACGAGGGUGGGCGAGAAGCAGGUAGUGGCAGUGGGGAUCGAGGGGAAGGGACCCGUUCUAAGAAAGAUCAGUUAGAACCAGCAGGCUUGCUUAGGCAGGAUGGGCAGUCACUCUGGGGGAUGCGGCAGCUGGCAGGUGCAGGCACCCACCCUGUCCCCGGGUUGCCAGGCGGUCCCAUUCCGCAGGUGCUGGACGGAGAGAUGUACCCCCCUUCGGUGGAGGAGGCGGCUGUGUUGAUGCACUACCCGCGAGGCAUUCUGCCCCAGAGCCAGAUGGCCGUGGGCCAGGAGGUGUUUGGGCUGCUUCCCGGGCUCAUGCUCUAUGCCACACUCUGGCUUCGUGAGCACAACCGCGUGUGUGACCUGCUGCAGGCUGAGCACCCCACGUGGGGUGAUGAGCAACUCUUCCAGACGGCCCGCCUCAUCCUCAUCGGGGAGACCAUCAAGAUUGUGAUUGAGGAGUACGUGCAGCAGUUGAGCGGCUACUUCCUGCGGCUGAAGUUUGACCCGGAACUGCUGUUCAGCGCCCAGUUCCAGUACCGCAACCGCAUCGCCAUGGAGUUUAACCAACUCUACCACUGGCACCCACUCAUGCCCGACUCCUUCAAGGUGGGCUCCCAGGAGUACAGCUACAAGCAGUUCCUGUUCAACACCUCCAUGCUUGUGGACUACGGGGUCGAGGCCCUGGUGGACGCCUUCUCUCGCCAGAGCGCUGGCCGGAUUGGCGGGGGUAGAAACAUAGACCACCACGUCCUGCACGUGGCUGUGGAGGCCAUCAAGGAAUCCCGAGAGCUGCGGCUGCAGCCCUUCAAUGAGUACCGCAAGAGGUUUGGCAUGAGGCCCUACACGUCCUUCCAGGAGCUCACAGGGGAGAAGGAGAUCGCAGCCGAGUUGGAGGAGCUGUAUGGACACAUCGAUGCCUUGGAGUUCUACCCGGGGCUGCUUCUGGAGAAGUGCCAUCCAAACUCUAUCUUUGGGGAGAGUAUGAUAGAAAUUGGGGCUCCCUUUUCCCUCAAGGGCCUCCUAGGGAAUCCCAUCUGCUCUCCAGAGUACUGGAAGCCGAGCACAUUCGGUGGUGAGAUGGGCUUCAAUAUGGUCAAGACAGCCACACUGAAGAAGCUGGUCUGCCUCAACACCAAGACUUGUCCAUACGUCUCCUUCCACGUGCCCAACCCUCACCAGGAUGGCGGGCGUGGUAUGGAGCGGCCAUCCACAGAGCUCUGAGCGGGUGGAGCAGCAGCUGGAGGGUGGGUUUUGUGUCUGUCAUCCCAGAAAGCUGAGUCCAGGGUUGAUAGUCUCAAAUGUUGGGUCUUGGGUUUGGCAUCAAGAGCAUCAAGGUCGACAUUUAGAACUUUGUGUCUCUCACCCAUUACCUGGAAUAUCGUGGUCUUGUUUGUUAUUCUAGAAUGCUGAAUUCCUGGUUGACCAUCUAGAAUGUUAGGAGGGAUUCUUCUUUGGCAUGCCAGAAUACUGGGUUCCUGGCUGACACCUAGAAUAUCAGAUUUCUGGUUGACUUGGAACAUAGGUAUUCUAAAAUGUGGAGCUCCUGAUGAAACCAUCUAGAAAGGUAGGGGAUUCUUAUUUUGCAUUCUAGAAUUCUGGGUGGCCUUCCAGAAAUUUGAUUUUCUGAUUGGCAGCUCAGAAUGUUGUACUCCUGGUACCUGAUCCAGGACGGUGGCUGGUAUGUCAGCUCAGUCUUGAUCUGAAUGCCUAAAAUGGUAAUUUGAUUCAUUUUCCUGUUCAGUGAGCUAUCCACAAAGCAGGAGAACCUAUGGUCUAACAAGAAUGCAUUGCCCACUUCUGUGCCUGCACCGAGGGGGCAAGAUGCCGGGUGUUCUUGGGACCCUGACUUAGACCCUGGUCCAAGGAGGUAGAGAGAACAGGUGGGCUUUUUCCAGGCCAUUGGUUGGAAGCCACCAGAGCUCUGUCGCCAUCUUUGUCUUGACUCAUGGCAGCUGUUUCACAUGAAGCUAAUAAAAUUCUUUUUCCAAACUG
Molecule: messenger RNA, 2139 nt
Organism: Leptonychotes weddellii (Weddell seal)
Lineage: Eukaryota; Metazoa; Chordata; Mammalia; Carnivora; Phocidae
Source: RefSeq, a predicted model, not a curated record